Messenger RNA from Rhinolophus ferrumequinum (greater horseshoe bat), 6273 nucleotides. It is a transcript of the gene EEF2K, whose product is annotated as eukaryotic elongation factor 2 kinase. Gene Ontology annotation, molecular function: calcium ion binding; ATP binding; elongation factor-2 kinase activity. The transcript is spliced from 21 exons. Gene Ontology annotation, biological process: protein phosphorylation. NCBI's taxonomy places the organism in Eukaryota, Metazoa, Chordata, Mammalia, Chiroptera, Rhinolophidae. The record is from RefSeq and is a predicted model, not a curated record. Bases 1011 to 3179 code for a protein of 722 amino acids.
UGUGGAUAAACCACCUUUUAAUUAUCCAGUUAUCGGUUGGUGGACAUUUGGGUUGUUUUCACCUUUCGACUUAUUAUAUAUGAAUAAUGCUGCUGUGAACAUCCGUGGAUAACUUUUUGUGUGGACACGUUUUCAUUUCUCUUGGUAAAAUCUGAACAUCUCUGUGUGAUGGUUAAAGAAGGUGAUUAAGGACCACGUACAAGCCAACAACCAUCGGAUCCAUGUCUCCUUGCUGAGGCCGCCCAGGGCACCUGUCUUCCUAAAGCUUCUGGAAACUUCGCCGGCUUCUGCUUCUGAGCUCAACUCAAAAGUCAUUUCUUCAGAGAAGCCUUCCUGUCCAGGUAUUUUUUGUGCCAGGCCCUGUGCUAACAGGAAGGAACACAGCAAUAUCCUAGACAGGUUGGGAAGCCACGGACUCAGUGCCCGUUGUCGCGCCGGAGCCGGGAGACGUGCGCGGCAGCCGCUGGCGUGGUGACGGUCACCGGAGGGGGACCACGUGAGCGCUGCGCUGUGCGCCCGCCUGGCCGCAGCUCCGCCCCAACCCCAGCUCGGCUCUAGAGCGCCCCAGUCCAGCCCAGGCUAGUUCAGUCUGAGCUCCGCUCCUACCCGGCCCCGACGCCCGCGCGCCCCGCAACCUUGCCCCAGCUCUGCCGACGGUCGCCUGCGCUCGCGCCCAGCGCCCCGGAUCCUUCCAGCAGCUCCCCGUGCCCUGGGAUCGUUCCGGCGGCCCCCGCGCCCCGGCAUCAAUCCAUCCGCCCCGGGCGGCCCCACUGCCUCCCCGGAGCGCCCGGCCGCGCGCCCCGCUCGCCGCUCCCCCGCACUCGGGGGGCCCAUCCGCCCUGCGCCCUGGAGCACCGGGCCGCGAGCCUCUACCAACUCCUGUGGAUCCUUGCAGCCGUGCUCAGCGGCUGCCGCGCCGGUCCGCCCGAGGGAGGACCAUCCCCGCUGCGUUUGCCCAGUAACUCUGGCUGUGCCGCCCACCCGUUGGGUAAAACGGGCACCGUGGAAGCAUGGCAGACGAGGACCUCAUCUUUCGCCUGGAAGGUGUUGACGGCGGCCAGACCCCCCGGGCUGGCCAUGACGGGGACCCUGACGUAGACAGCGAGGAUGAGGAAGGUUACUUCAUCUGCCCCAUCACCGAUGACCCCAGGUCACACCAGAAUGUCAAUUCCAACGUUAAUAACUACUAUGGCAACCUCAUGAAAAGUGAGCACUAUGGCUGCAGCGGGUCCCCGACAGGUUCUGUCAGUUUUAAGGAAACCUGGAAGCACGCAAUCCAGAAGGCCAAGCACAUGCCUGACCCCUGGGCUGAGUUUCACCUGGAGGACAUCACCACAGAGUGUGCCACGCGUCACAGGUACAACGCUGUCACCGGGGAGUGGCUGGAAGAUGAAGUUCUCAUCAAGAUGGCGUCUCAGCCCUUUGGCCGUGGUGCGAUGAGGGAAUGCUUCAGGACGAAGAAGCUCUCCAACUUCCUGCACACCCAGCAGUGGAAGGGGGCCUCCAACUACGUGGCAAAGCGCUACAUUAAGUUGGUGGCCAGGGACGUGUACUUUGAGGACGUGCGUCUACAGAUGGAGGCCAAGCUCUGGGGAGAGGAGUACAAUCGGCACAAGCCCCCCAAGCAGGUGGACAUCAUGCAGAUGUGUGUCGUGGAGCUGAAGGAGAGGCCGGGCAAGCCCCUCUUCCACCUGGAGCAUUAUAUCGAGGGCAAGUACAUCAAGUACAACUCCAACUCAGGCUUCGUCCGUGACGACAACGUGCGCCUGACGCCACAGGCUUUCAGCCACUUCACGUUUGAGCGCUCCGGCCAUCAGCUAAUUGUGGUGGACAUCCAGGGUGUGGGUGACCUCUACACCGACCCGCAGAUCCACACGGAGAAAGGCACCGACUUUGGAGAUGGCAACCUAGGUGUCCGGGGGAUGGCGCUCUUCUUCCACUCCCAUGCCUGCAACCAGAUUUGCGAGAGCAUGGGCCUCGCGCCCUUCGACCUCUCGCCAAGAGAGCAAGACACAGUGAAUCAGAACACCAAGCUGCUGCAAUCAGCCAAGACCGUCUUGAGGGGGACAGAGGAAAAGUGUGGGAGCCCCCGCGUGAGGACCCUCUCUGGGAGCCGGCCGCCCCUGCCGCUCCGCCUCUCAGAGAACUCGGGAGAUGACAACGUGAGCGACGUGACUUUCGACUCUCUCCCUUCCUCUCCGUCUUCAGCCACACCACACAGCCAGAAACUGGACCACCUCCAUUGGCCCGUGUUCAGCGACCUCGAUCCCAUGCCUCCCCGAGAUCACGACCCCCUGGACAACCCCCGGGACAGUGGGGACAGCGGAUACCCCAGUGAGAAGCGGGGUGAGCUGGAUGACCCAGAGCCCCGAGAACACGGCCACUCGAAUGGUAACCACACGUACGAAUCGGACGAAGACAGCCUGGGCAGCUGCGGACGGGUCUGUGUGGAGAAGUGGAAUCUCCUCAACUCCUCCCGCCUCCACUUGCCGAGGCCUUCGGCCGUGGCCCUGGAAUUGGAAAGGCUUAAUGCUCUGGACCUUGAAAAGAAAAUCGGGAAGUCCAUUUUGGGGAAGGUCCAUCUGGCCAUGGUGCGUUACCACGAGGGCGGGCGCUUCUGCAAGAAGGACGACGAUUGGGACCGCGAAUCAGCUGUCUUCCACCUGGAGCUCGCCGCCGACCUGGGUGAGCUGGAGGCCAUCGUGGGCCUGGGACGCAUGUACUCGCAGCUGCCCCACCACAUCCUGGCUGACGUCUCUGUGAAGGAGACAGAAGAAAAUAAAACCAAAGGAUUCGAUUACUUACUGAAGGCAGCUGAAGCUGGCGACAGACAGUCCAUGAUCCUGGUGGCACGAGCUUUUGACACCAGCCAGAACCUCAGCCCCGACAGGUCCCGAGACUGGCCAGAGGCUCUGCACUGGUACAGCACCGCCCUGGAGACGACAGACUGCGACGAGGGCGGUGAGUAUGACGGGAUGCAAGACGAGCCCCGCUACGCGCUGCUCGCCAGGGAGGCCGAGAUGCUGUUCACAGGCGGCUGCGGGCUGGCGAAGGACCCGCAGAGAUCAGGCGACUUGUACAGCCAGGCCGCCGAGGCAGCGAUGGAAGCCAUGAAGGGCCGGCUGGCCAACCAGUACUACCAGAAGGCGGAGGAGGCCUGGGCCCAGAUGCAGGAGUAACCGGGCAGGAGACUCGCUGCCGGCCAGUCUCGCGCAAAAGGGCUCGAGGGGGCGGGAAAGCCUGACUGACUUAUUUAGGGGUUUUUUUGGCAGGGGAAGGGGACGUAUUUUUUAAUAUGUUGUAAAUCAACUUCUGUGUGUCAUUUUUUGACUCUUGAAAAUGUCUUUGCUACCAGCAGAGAUGCUACUACAGCUGUCCCCCUAGGGCAGAAUAUUGGGGUGUGUGGGGAUUGAAAAAGCAGUCUAAUGAAGCAACAUAGCAUUCUGAGGUUCUUUUGUUGUUGUUGUUCUGUUUUGUCACGAGGUGUAAGGAAAGUGCUUUUCUGCCUUCGCUGGAAAAUCUUCGGGCUUUUGCUCAGCAGCCUUUUCAGGCUGGAAUUGAAAUCACGGGUCCACAGAGCUGGUGUGUCCUGAGUCAGGUGGGGAAUGAAGAGCUGCCUGGGAGCCUUCCAUGGGUAUGUGUUGCCACGACUUAAUGCAAAGCCUUCCUUCCAGAGCACCUGGAAGCGUGCGUGGCACUGGCUGUGAACCUGAGGUGGAACAACACCCAGGCUCCCUUCUGCCAAGAGGCAGGGCCCACACUCCGACGGUUUUCUCUCCUUUUACUUGCAUUUCCUUCUCGAAACGCAACUGAUUUCCCGGAAUGCAGCCAAAUUCCACUUGUAGGCACGCUUUCUGCAGUGGGCUUUUCAAAACAGGCGCGGUGUCUGCGUGCACACGUGUACUACCUCUGUGCCGUCCGUCAGUUGGUGUGGACGUGAGUGUCCCUCGAGACUGACAUGCAAGGACAGUGGCUGGGUACGUGGAAGCCUGUCCUCCCAGGGGACGUGUGCUCUGCACUCCAGUGGCAGCGUCCACAGUGUGACAGACGUACCCCGUGUCCAGGAUUUCUCGCUGUUUUCUUAGCAUCGCUGUUCUUUUGUAGCAUCUGCUCCCUAGCUCUCGUCCUUGGCAUGUUCUGCUUACAGCGAGGCUGAUUUUCUUGUAAUUUGCAGCCGCCCCUUGAGAUUUUUUUUUUUAAGAUGUUUGAGAAUGAGAGGGCAGGAACCAUAAACACUCAUUAAUUCUAGUAGUUUCCCCAGGGCCAGGCUAUGGCUAACUGUAUAUAAUGAGCGUUUCCUUUAACAGGAAUUUAGAUUUAAUAUCAGUAUGAUUUCAGCUGGUCGUUCAAGUAGCAAAGAAAAGAGACUGCUUUGCUCCACGGCUAGCGAUUAAGCAGCUUCUCUUUCUUUGUUUAAAAAUCAAAACAUAAGUAAGCAGAGUGUGGCAUACAAACCACGAUUCUUAUCUGCUUACUAAAUCUUUAGUGUUAAGUGCUCUUGAACCUGUGUAAACAUUAAGUUCCAAAGUCCAGAGUGUGCCCUCAAGGAAAACUCAAGCGGAGUCCAAAAGACCUUGGUGUCCAAACGACCUUUGAAAAACCGGUAGCAAGGCCUAGAAAUGACUAACCCUCCUUUCGUGUGUGAACUCAUCACAACCAGUUUCCUCCAGAAGUGGGAGCUGAUCAUUCUUUUUCCAUUUGCCCCAGAUCAGGUAAUAGUUUAUUGUUUAUGUGUUUUGAUCCAGUACAUAUAGUUAAAUUCCAAAUGAUCAAUGUAAGUCAGAAGCAACUUUAUUGUGACUUUUCUCUGCAAAGUGAUCAAGCCUCGUAGAACUCAUGCUUUUUUGUCACCGUUCUUACUUCAGCCAGCCGCCUCCCUCUGAGACUUUACUAUGCCAGUAAUUUUCGUUCCCUGAACACCGAUCUCAUUUCUUAGUUAUGUGUCAAUGCUUCUCUCUAACACAGGAACUGGCAGACGUUUUUGUAAAGGGCCAGAUAGUAAAUGUUUUAGGCUGUGCGGCCAUAUGGGCUUUGCAGCUGCUAAGCCUGCUGUUGUCACAUCAGUGCGGCUGGUGUUCCAGUAAAACUCGAUUUCCAAAGCAGGUGGCCUGCCUGGGUGGUAGUGUUCCAACCCUGCUCUAAUCCUCGACUGAGAGCUACUGUGUCAGCUUUGGGUAAGAGCUCCCUCAGUUUUCCGGCCUCUAGGGCUCAGACACCCAGUGCCUGGCACAGAACAGGUGCUCAGGAAAUGUGGGGACAAAUGGAGAGGCAGCCCCAGUCCCCGCACCCGCUCUUUGCAGCUCGGGCCCCUCCACCCCGUUAAUGAUGCCUUGUCUGCUUUGGCUGGAGGCAGCCCCCCUGCAGCUGCAGUCACCCAGCCACCCCCUCGGCCUUCCCGCCAGCAGGGGGCUGGGAUGGCUGGCUGUAGAUAGGUAAGCAAAUGCUUCCUGAGAGUAAAAGGAUCUGCAGGCUGUUGAGAAGAACAGCCUCCACCUUCAAAACCUAGUUUUGUGCCUUCUAAAGCUGGUUAGGGCAUCGUUUUCCACAAAUGCUGAACGUGCCCAAAACAAAACAACCCAGGACAUUCCAGCCCAACUAGGAAGACAUCAGAGACUGUCUUCAAGUACAAGAAACGGGGGAUGGUCCAGGAGAUAAGCAGAGUUGGGGCGUCAUCUGGGACCUCCAGUCACCGGGUGGAGAAGCCGUGGUUUUGGGCUGUAGGGUCUUCCACAGAGAUGCUACCGGCCCAGCGGGAGCUAGGCUUUGAGAGCUGUUCUUACCCAAAAGAUCCUGGAAAUAAAAUUUCAACGGGACUGUAAUGUCCCUUUCAGCUUUGCUCCAGGUUAGAAGAAGAAGGCUUUAUGGAUGUCCAAAGGAAAGAAAUCCCAAAGCCCAGCGUGUCAGAAUACUCCCCUUCCUCCCCCUCCCCCGAGGCACUCUGGGAAAUGAUCACCCAGCCUAACUACCCUUGUUGCUAUUUAGUGACUGCACUUCCUUUCAUCCCCACACAUUUGUUUGCAGUACUGGACAUGUACAAAUGCACAAGUGUUUACACAAGUAUGUGCAGCUGGUGGGGAAAGGAGACAAAACAUGCAUUUUCUCUGCGUGGAUUUGUGUCUGUUACUCAUGCUUCCGGUCUCUGGGGCAUCUAGACAAGGUGGACACCAGGUGGGACCCCGAGAAGUGACUUGCGUUACAGAUUUACCUUUGCAUAUGUGUUAAGUUCUAUUUCAUGUUUCCAAAUAAAGUGGUUUCUUUCUUUGCGGUCUCAAA